Mya arenaria is the source of this 3677-nucleotide messenger RNA. Its product is annotated as kelch-like protein 38. Gene Ontology annotation, molecular function: protein binding. NCBI's taxonomy places the organism in Eukaryota, Metazoa, Mollusca, Bivalvia, Myida, Myidae. The record is from RefSeq and is a predicted model, not a curated record. The transcript has 4 exons. The coding region runs from base 74 to 2017 and encodes 647 amino acids.
UUCAUAGCCAAAUUAUUUAAGUCGGAACGCUUGCCGGAUUUUGCUACAUCAGUACACAUCACGCGUGCUUAGAAUGUCUUUUUGUGAAGACAAAAAAACGGUUCAGCCUAUCUCCAGGGAUAUGGACAGUUCAGUGACUCUGAACCGGUCAGUUAUGAGGCUUCUUUAUGAGCAGAUGACAUCUCAGUCAGAGUUUUGCGAUGUCACCAUCACAUUUGGUGACAAGGAGAACUUUGAGGAGAUGAAAGCUCAUUCCUGUGUAUUGGUCUACAGCGCAUACUUUGAGUCAUUAUACAGCAGUGGCUUACAGGAAAAGGAACAAGGGAAGGUUCAUAUUGGCAUAGGUAAACCAGAGUGCAUUAAAAUGGCUCUGACAUACCUAUAUACUGGAAAAAUCCAUUUGGAGUUCUCAAAACUCAAGGAUAUUUUGGAAGUUGCCGACUACCUCCAAAUAGAUGAUCUCAAAGCUGACUGUAACAGAUAUCUGCGCAAUACGGAGCUGACAAUUAAGAACUGUGUUCCCCUGUGCCUGCUUUCCGGCUCCUACAAUAUUGAAUUUUAUUCACAAGCCUUAGAAUUCAUGAGGGCACAUUUACCUGAUGUUAUGGACACUCCAGAGGCCUUUGAAUUGUCGCCCGACUCUCUUUUGGAUAUUGUGUCCGAUCCAGCAUUGAGCUAUGUACCUAGGAUUUCUCUCUUCAAUUUUAUUGUAAAAUGGGUUGAUCUGGAUCCUAAAGAACGCACCAAGUAUUUCGCUGAACUGUUUUCCUCCUUGGACUUGACGAAAAUACCCCUUAAAUUCUUAACCAAUGAAGUGAAAUCCUGUCCACAUGUGAUGUCCUCACCAGAAUGCCUUAACAAGUAUGGAAAUAUAGUACAAAUGCUGAAGAAAGGGAUUAUAAAAGAGAUUUCUACUAUUGAUGUUCUGUUUUUGGUCGGUGGGAUGGACGAAAGGGAUAGGUUUAACAAGAUUGUGUUUGUAUACUUGAUACAAGAAGAUAGAUGGAUAGAAUUAUCGAGAAUCCCGUACACUCUUGAUUGCACAGAAGUUACGUGCUCUUUGAACUGUAAGGAUGAUGCUCUGUUCAUUGUUGAACGAUGGCGUUACGAGGACACAGGAGGGCAGAUAAAAGUAUACAAGUAUGAUCUCAAUGCAAGGAACUGGUCCUCUCACUUGACCCCAUUUGAGGACACAGAUAGUGUUCCCUCAGGGAGUGAUGUUCACAGCAUGUUUGCGUUAAAAGAAACCAAUGAAUUCUGCAUCAUUUCUGAAGGCUUUCUGCCGCCUAGCAACGUUAACUCAGUUGUGGUAUGUGCUACAUAUUAUGAUAGUGAGUUGAAAAAUAUCAUCUCCAGGACGCAGAUUUUUAAGACAAAGGAAGAUGCAGCAGUGUCUUCAUGCAUAGCUGACAAUAGGUACAUUUGUUCAUUAAUAUUCAACCCGCUUGAUGAGCUGAAUGGCCGAAAUACUGGGCAGAGGUUUCUAGUUCGAGACACCAAAGGAAGACAAGUGAAAGGAUUUCAAAACUUCUCAAGGGGGUCAUGUCGAGCUGAUGAAAUACUUCCUAUUGGGCAUGAGAUUUAUAUGUGUGAUUUUGAAGCCGAUCCUGGAAGUCAGGGUGAGACCCUCGUAAGAUUUGACCUUCAGAAGCGCAAAUGGUUGCGCUCUAAUGGGUCAAUGUUGCUGAAAAGAAUGAGAAGGAUGUAUGCCCGGUGUUCCUUUGGGAAGAAGAUCUAUGUAGUUGGGGGAGACACAGACGAUGGACCUAUUAACUAUGCUGAUGUCUUUGAUCCCAGUGAAGCCAAAUGGGAGCAGAUAGCCCCCAUUCCAAAGCCUUUAGCAUGUGUAGUAAUGUGUCCAGGGAAGAUAUCCAGUGAGUUUCACACUUGUCAUGCAAACUGCCCUCAUUGCAAAGUGAAGAAGAGCUUGUUUGAUCCAGCUUCACAGAGCGUCACCUCAGAAGACCUAUGGAGUGAUGAUUCUGACAGUGAGCAAGGAGACUGUUCAAUCAUGUGAUCUCUAGAUGCACUGAUGAUUAAGACUUAAUGUGUAGGUAUCAUGUGUACAUUCCUGAAGAUGUAAUGUGUACAUUGCUGUUGAUCAUGAUGUCAUGUGUACAUUGUUGUAAAUGUCAUGUGUACAUUACUGUGAUGUCAUGUGUACAUUGUUGUAGAUGUCAUAUGUACAUUGCUGUAUAUGUCAUGUGUACAUUUCCAUUAGAUGUCAUGUGUACAUUCUGGUAGAGGUCAAGUGUAUAUUGCUGCAAAUGAAGUGUGUACAUUCCUGUUGAUGUCAUUGCUGGAGAUGUCAUGUGUACAUUUCUGUAGAUGGCAUGUGUACAUUGCUGUAAAUGCCAUGUGUACAUUGCGGUCGAUAUCAUAUGUACAUUUCUGUAGAUGUCAUGUGUACAUUGCUGUAAAUGCCAUGUGUACAUUGCUGUAGAUGUCAUGUGUACAUUUUUGUAGAUGGCAUGUGUACAUUGCUGUAAAUGCCAUGUGUACAUUGCUGUAGAUAUCAUGUGUACAUUUCUGUAUAUGUCAUGUGUACAUUGCUGUAAAUGUCAUGUGUGCAGUACUGUGAUGUCAUGUGUACAUUGCUGUAAAUGUCAUGUGUGCAGUACUGUGAUGUCAUGUGUACAUUGCUGUAAAUUUCAUGUGUACAUUGCUGUAAAUGUCAUGUGUACGUUGCUGUAUAUGCCAUUUGUAUCUAACUGUAGAUGUCAAAUGAAUAUUAAAAGCUGAAUGUGUUUUAAUGUCGAGUGAACUGACUUGGCAUGUUAUGUGAAAAUGGAACAAUGCUAUGGAUGUGAAGUAUAAGUGAUGUCAAUGAGUAUAUUGCUAAUCAUUGAUGAUGGCAAGUGACUGAAAAGCGAUAGGAAUUUAUUGUGUACAUGUUUUCAUUGAUGUGAAAAAAAUAAAUGUUAUUUAUAUAAACUGAAUACAUUAGUAAUGGAACAAAUGUUGCCAAGUGAUUGAAGUGCUGUUGAUGUCAAAUUUGAGCAUUGCUGUUGAUGUCAAUUUGUCAAAUGGGUAUUAUUGAUGUUAAAUACUAGUACUUGAAUUGUUGCUGUUAUCAAGAAAAGGUGAUUUGUACUUGUUCUAAUUUGAACAUUGCUAUACUUGUUAAUUUGAUGUGCUAAUUAUGUCAUUUGGGCAGUACUUUUGAUAUCAAUUUGACAAAUGAUUAUUAUUGAUGUCCAAUUAGAUGUUGCUUUUGAUGUCAAAAGAAUUACUUGUUAGUGUUUGUACAUAGAUAUUGAUGUUAAAUCAGCAUUUUUCUGUAGGUGUCAAUCUGAACUUUACUUUUGAUAUCAAACAUAUAUAUUGCUGUUAAAGUCAGAUAAGAACAUCACUUUUGAUGGAAAAAUUUCCCAAUGGAGAAACAUUUUUCUCCCCUUUCAUUCGUGUAAGGCGGAGUUCUCUUCCUGUCCUUACAGUGUUCUUUGCCUGCGUAGACAUGCUACUUGAUGACAAUGUUUUAGUGUAACAUAUAAGCAUGUGUUUUGUUUUAUAUCAAGGUAUGCACAUUGAAACUGCAAUCUGUUUCCGUUUGACCAUUAUACUGUUAAACUUGUCUCAUCAUGUUACAAUAAUGAAAGUUUGAAUCUAACAGUGGUAUGUUUUGUUGAAACAGAGUCAGCAUAAUAAUUUUGUUUUUUGUUCUGAUUAAAAUUCUG